Messenger RNA from Guillardia theta CCMP2712, 357 nucleotides. RefSeq lists its product as hypothetical. The transcript is spliced from 4 exons. The record is from RefSeq and is a predicted model, not a curated record. NCBI's taxonomy places the organism in Eukaryota, Cryptophyceae, Pyrenomonadales, Geminigeraceae. Bases 1 to 357 code for a protein of 118 amino acids.
AUGUCUGGCUUCAAGGUUGGUGACGUCACUCGUCGAUCAGCCGGCGUCAGCCUCAAGGCUAAAGUUGUGAGGGUGUGCGUUCAAGGGCGAGCAGGAGAGGAGCACGAAGGAGGGUACGGAGACGUUCUGAUAGGAGAUGAAACUGGAUGCAUUCUACUGCUGGCUGCGGGUGCGGAGCUCGGCAUGUUGACGCCAGGAAGCAGUGUCCUCCUUCGCAACGUCUCCAUCGAAGUUCUGCAUCAGCGCAUGCGACUUACGAUCGGUCGUUGGGGAAGCAUGGAACCGUUGGAGCCUGGUCUCACUUGCGAGUUGGAAAACGACUUGUCGUCGAGAGAUGUCGCAAGCGAUGAUAGUUAG